GAUCAGCUGCGGGAACAGGAGCUGGCGCUGCAGCGCCAGCGCCACGAGCUGGCGGCCCGCCUGGCGGAGCAGCGGCGCCAAGAGGACCUCGACGCCGAGGGCGGCGCCGCCGCCGCCGCCGCCGCCGCCGCCGCCGCCGCCGCGCAGCGCGCCGCGCGCCUCGAGCAAGAGCGCGCGCUGCUCGGGCAGCGGCUGGCGCGCCAUCAGCAGCACCAGCGCGCGGCGGCGCUCGCGAGGGCUGCGGGCCCGCUGGAGGGCGGGCAGUCGCGCGGGGCGGGGCUGGGCGCAGCCGGGCUGGUAGCAGCGGGGGACCAUGCUGAGGACUUGCUGGACGGCCUGAUGCGCAGCUACGCGGCCCUGCAGCGCCAGGACGCGUGGGCGGCGACCCAACCGCUUUCGCAGCACGCUCAGCAUGUGCAGCACGCGGCCGCGUGGCAGCUCGCGGCGCGCCAGGCGCCGUUCCGCGCGCCCGGGGCCGCCGUCGCGCACGGCGCGAAUUCCGCGGCGGCGGCGGCGGCGGCUGCGGGGGGGCUGCUGGAGGACCAGGUAUUGGACGCGCUGCUGCAAGGGAUGGACGAGCGGCUCAUUACCGACGGCUGCGACGCCGGCGGCGGCGGCGGCGGCGCCCACGCCGCGGCGUCAAAUCACAUGGCAGGCGCGGCCCCGCAGCAGAUGCAGCUGAUGCAGCAGAUGCAGCAGCAGCAGCAGCAGCAGCAGCACAGGGGCUUGAUGGGCGGGCUGGCGAUGCAAGCCGGCACCGCCGCGACGCCGCGCAUCGCGCCGCCGAUGCCAGCGACGUCUUCUAGCGGGUGGCCGCAGUGGGCGGCCCAGCAGCAGCAACAGCAGCAGCAACAGCAGCAGCAACAGCAGCAGCAGCAGCAGCAGCAGCAGCAACAGCAGCAGCAGCAGCAGCAGCAGCAGCGCGGCUUUGCGCGUGACGCAUGGUGUGGGCCACCGCCCGGCGCCGCGCAGCAGCCGUGGGGCGCCGCUUCGCCCGCGGCCGCCGGCGCGACCAUGGCCGCUUGCCACCCGUCGCCGCCGCUUGCCGCGCCUGCCGCCGGAGCCGACGACAGCAGCUGCAGCGCCCAGGCCAGCGGCCGCGCCGCCGCCGCCGCAGCGAACGACGCCGCCUGUGCCGGCGUCGGGGGGGCCGCUGCCGGCGCGCCGCCCGCGGUCGACGGCCGGCGCCCGCGCAGCAGCGGCGGCGACGACGCGACCUUCGAGGGGCCGGGCGGCGGCGACGGCCGCGGGCGUGCGUCGGUGGCGGCGGCGCUGGGGCAGGUGGAGCGGCUGCUGCUUGCGCGCCCAGACCUGUUGCUGAGCGGUUUGAGGCGCGCGGCGCCCGCGGCGGGCGAGAGCGCUUUGUCCCCGGAAGCUGCGGACGCGCACGCAGCCGCAGUCGCGGCUGUGGCGGCGGUUGUCGAGCAACGCAUGGUUGCCGUUGCCUCGGGCCAGCAGCAGCAGCAACAGCAGCAGCAGCACCAGCAGCUGCAGCUGCAGCAGCAACAGCAGCAGCAACAGCAGCAGCAACAGCAGCAGCAACAGCAGCAGCAGCAGCUGCAGCACCAGCAGCUGCAGCACCAGCAGCUGCAGCUGCAGCAGCAGCAGCAGCUACAGCUGCAGCUGGAACUGCAGCGGCAGCAGCUGCACCAGCAGCAGCACGGUGCGGCGCUGCUGCGUCACGCGUCGUUCGCGGCGUCUCACAUGGGGCCGGCGCCGCCCAUGCUGCCGGCUGUUGCAUGGGAUGACAGCGGGGACGCCUGCUCUUCCCUCCACGAGCGCGGCGGCGCCGGCGUGGUGUCGGUGUGGGCCGCGUGA
This is a messenger RNA of Monoraphidium neglectum, 1818 nucleotides long. RefSeq lists its product as hypothetical. The transcript has a single exon. The record is from RefSeq and is a predicted model, not a curated record. NCBI's taxonomy places the organism in Eukaryota, Viridiplantae, Chlorophyta, Chlorophyceae, Sphaeropleales, Selenastraceae. The annotation marks the transcript as partial.